Molecule: messenger RNA, 2042 nt
Organism: Erinaceus europaeus (western European hedgehog)
Lineage: Eukaryota; Metazoa; Chordata; Mammalia; Eulipotyphla; Erinaceidae
Gene: IER2
Product: immediate early response 2
Exons: 1
Coding region: 102-1121 (339 amino acids)
Source: RefSeq, a predicted model, not a curated record
AGAGACCCACGCCACACCGGGGGCUUCCUGCAAGUUCGGCCAAAGUGUCCGCUGUCGCUUUAAGGCGGCCCCCUGUGGCCUGGCCCGGGCGGGGAGCCGGGAUGCGGUGCUCCGAUUGGGCGGGGCGUCUCGGUGACGUCACCCGGGGUACAAAAGGGCUCCGGGCAGCGGGCGCCGGGGCAGAGCGGCCCAACCUCGUGUCGGCGUGCGUGGGUGCGCGCAUGCGCGGAGAGCCCGCGCCCAAGGAGGAGAGAAGGGAGAAGGGGGGAGCCCGCCCUCGCAGCCGUCCGCGGUGCACCUGCACCCCGAUCGCCCUCCCCGCCCUCGCGGCUUUGGUGCCGUCCAGCCUCGGGCGGGUCCCGGCCGGCCUCCGAGCAGCCAGCAUGGAGGUGCAGAAGGAGGCGCAGCGUAUCAUGACCCUGUCGGUGUGGAAGAUGUACCACUCCCGCAUGCAGCGCGGGGGCCUGCGGCUGCACCGGAGCCUCCAGCUGUCGCUGGUCAUGCGCAGCGCCCGGGAGCUCUACCUGUCGGCCAAGCUGGACCCGCACGAUCCCUGCCCGCCGCCCCCCGCCCCCGCCCGCUGCCUGGACCCCCGCCUGCACCCACCGAGGCCCAGCGAGACCACCGAAGGGGCGCCCCCCGACGGCGAGCCGCCCUGCCCGGAGCCCAUGGAGACGCAGGAAGUGGCCCCGAGGACCCGAGACACCCCGGACGACACCCCGGCACCUCCAGCCCGCCCGCCCUCCCGGGAAGCCCCUCGGGGCCCAGCGGCGGCCAGGGUCAACCGCAAGCGGCGCAGCAGCUGUAGCCUGAGCGAAGGGGCUGAAGCCGGACUGGUCCCCAGCAAGAAAGCCAGGCUGGACGGGGAGGACGAGGCCGGGGCGGAGAGGCAGCCGGCCGCGGGGGGGCCGUGCGCGGAGACCCCCGGCCGCACGCAGCCGCAGGGCGCCUUCCCCAAUCUGGCGCGCGUGCUGCAGCGCCGCUUCUCCGGACUCCUGGGCCGCAGCCCGGCCGCCCCCCCGACGGCGCCCCCGCCGCCCCCCGGCUGCGAGGCCUCGCCGGCCUGCCGGCCCGCCGACAGCAUGGUCAACGUGCUCGUGCGGGCCGUGGUGGCUUUCUGAGGGGGGGGGACGAUCUCCGCCCACCCCCCGCGACCCCCGAUGGCAGCGGGGUCCCAACCGUCGAGCCGAGAGCGCACAGCCUGUGGGGCAGAGGCCCCCCUCGCCCGCCCCUUCUCGGGGGCGAUAGUGGGGGAGGAGAGGAGCCUCCGCACACGCACACACCCCCCCCCCACGGGGCCGCCGAGAGGCCCGGAGGCCGAGGAGAGAGAGAAAGAAAAAGAAGAGAGAGACGUGGGGAAGGGGGGGGGGACUCUGCCCGCCCGCCCCGUCGGGGGGAGCACAGAAGUGGGAAACUUCCCACACGCACCUCCUUGGGGGAGACUUGGAGGGGGGGGGUCCUCAGGGUCGGACUUAAACCAGCCACCCCCACCCUUGGGUGACACGGUCGUGCGAGCGGCCAGCCUUGCGUCAUGGGGCAGAUGGGCCGCGCUUCCCGUCGGGGCCGCGUGGGUGCGGGGCCGGCCUGAGUCACCCGCGGUCCGCGCCCCCGCCUGCGGGCCGGGCUUAGGGGUGGGGUGGCUCGGGUGCGAAUUCAGGGUAUUUCUGAUGAUUUUUUUUUUUUUUGUAAUCUGCUGCCGAGAGGCAGGAACCGGAUUCUCUUUCCAAGAGAUGUCCUGUGGUUCCCCCCCACCCUAAGGGAAAAAAAAAAUUCUGGAGGGGGGGAGGCCUUAGAAAGCUGGGUUGCGACCAGUUUUUUUUUUUAUUUUAAGGGGGGGAUUUGUCUGGAAAGGGGUUUGUUGUAUGGGACACGGGUGGUGAAUUUGUGUGUAAAUCUUACCAGUCUGGCAUUUAUUAUAUAUAUAUCCGUGUGUGUGUAUAAUGUGUAUGUGUGUCUUGUCUGUUCGAGAUGCCAGAUGGGACCAAAAAAAUCAAAUAAAAACCGUGUUUGGAAUAAAAUAAAAACCCUGUCUGGAACCCCAA